Messenger RNA from Fusarium graminearum PH-1, 1036 nucleotides. RefSeq names its product superoxide dismutase. Gene Ontology annotation, biological process: superoxide metabolic process. Gene Ontology annotation, cellular component: mitochondrion. The coding region runs from base 121 to 759 and encodes 212 amino acids. The record is from RefSeq and is a predicted model, not a curated record. Gene Ontology annotation, molecular function: metal ion binding; superoxide dismutase activity. The transcript is spliced from 3 exons. NCBI's taxonomy places the organism in Eukaryota, Fungi, Ascomycota, Sordariomycetes, Hypocreales, Nectriaceae.
CCCCUCCUACCCCUCCUCCUCCUUCUCACUUCACCUACAUCUUCUUCCUCUGUCAGCGCUAAACCUGACCUUGCUUCUGACAAUAACAUCCUCCCCGACAAUAUCCCAACUUAUUCAGCCAUGUCUGUUGGAACCUACUCUCUUCCGGCGCUGCCGUACGCCUACGAUGCCCUUGAGCCUAGCAUCUCUGCUCAAAUCAUGGAACUUCACCACUCAAAGCAUCAUCAAGCCUACGUAACAAACCUCAACGUCGCCCUCAAGAACUACGCCACCGCUACUUCAUCCAGCGACAUCGCCGGCCAGAUCGCCCUUCAGUCCGCCAUCAAGUUCAACGGCGGCGGCCACAUCAACCAUUCUCUCUUCUGGGAGAAUCUCUGUCCCUCCAGCUCUCCAGACUCCAAGCCCGACAGCGCCCCCACGCUCGGUGCUGAAAUCUCAAAGACGUGGGGCAGCAUCGAGGCUUUCCAGGAGACCUUCAAGAAGACUCUGCUGGGUCUGCAGGGCAGCGGCUGGGGAUGGCUGGUCAAGGACACGCAGGGCUUGCGUAUCGUUACCACCAAGGACCAGGACCCUGUCGUGGGAGGGGAGGUGCCCAUUUUUGGCGUCGAUAUGUGGGAGCAUGCCUACUACCUGCAGUACCUGAACGGAAAGGCUGCCUAUGUUGACAACAUCUGGAAUGUCAUCAACUGGAAGACCGCCGAGGCUCGCUUCACUGGCUCCCGUGAGGACGCAUUCAAGGUCCUCCGAGCUUCUAUCUAGCUGGAGUUGACAUGGUGAAGUGUUUAGCGACUGCCGUUGGCCCCCCUAGUGGGUAGUAGAAAAGUUGGCCUCCCAAGUCUUAGGACAUAAAAAUAAACAGUCUAAGAAGCCUCGUCUUAGUAGCAUGUGUUGAACUACUGAUUUCGUCUCUUAUGCUUCCAGCGGCCAAUUGUUGUGAUACUCUUGAGGACCACCGCACCACACUAUCUCAUUUGUUUCUGGGAUGACACAAUUUUUUUUAAAUUUUUUUUUUUAAAAAACAAAAACACUCAAUCUC